Molecule: messenger RNA, 2388 nt
Organism: Trematomus bernacchii (emerald rockcod)
Lineage: Eukaryota; Metazoa; Chordata; Actinopteri; Perciformes; Nototheniidae
Gene: kcnd1
Product: potassium voltage-gated channel, Shal-related subfamily, member 1
Exons: 8
Coding region: 77-1978 (633 amino acids)
Biological process (GO): protein homooligomerization; potassium ion transmembrane transport
Cellular component (GO): membrane; voltage-gated potassium channel complex
Molecular function (GO): protein binding; A-type (transient outward) potassium channel activity
Source: RefSeq, a predicted model, not a curated record
CAACCUUCCCUCAGGUUCAUUAGCUCCACUUCAACACAGCAGUCGACUCUCUCCAGGUGGAGCGCGCUGAUGCAAUAUGGCGGCCGGCGUGGCGACGUGGCUGCCGUUCGCUCGGGCGGCGGCGGUGGGAUGGCUCCCGCUCGCCAAGAAGACGAUGCCCAAACCUCCCAUCGACAACUCGUCCAAAUCAGAUGAGAUCCUGUACGUCAACGUGAGCGGGGUCCGGUUUCAGACAUGGAAGAACACUCUGGACCGUUACCCGGAGACGCUGCUGGGCUCUUCAGAAAAAGAGUUUUUCUACAACGAGGACACUCAGGAAUUCUUCUUCGACCGAGACCCCGAAAUGUUCCGGCACAUUCUGAACUUUUACCGCACGGGGAAGCUGCACUACCCGAGGAACGAGUGCAUCCAGGCCUUCGACGAGGAGCUGGCCUUCUACGGCAUCGUGCCCGAGAUCAUCGGGGACUGCUGCAUGGAGGAAUACCGGGAUAGGAAAAAGGAGAACCAGGAGCGCCUGGCGGAGGACACGGAGGCCAACGAGGGGGUUGACGCCCCGCUGCCCCCCAACAGCACCUCCAGGGAGCGGCUGUGGCGAGCCUUCGAGAACCCGCACACCUCCACCAUGGCUCUCGUCUUCUACUACGUCACCGGCUUCUUCAUCGCUGUGUCGGUCAUCGCCAACGUGGUGGAGACGGUGCCGUGCCGGCCGCCCUUAGGCAGCGUGAAAGAUCUGCCGUGCGGCGAGAAGUACAAGGUCCCCUUCUUCUGCAUGGACACGGCCUGCGUGCUCAUAUUCACCUUCGAGUAUCUGAUGCGCCUUUUCGCCGCGCCCAGUCGCUGCAAUUUCAUGCGCUCCGUGAUGUCCGUGAUCGACGUGGUGGCCAUCAUGCCGUACUACAUCGGCCUGGUGAUGCCGGAGAACGAGGACGUGAGCGGCGCCUUCGUCACGCUCCGGGUUUUCCGCGUCUUCCGCAUCUUCAAGUUCUCGCGCCACUCGGCGGGCCUGAGGAUUUUGGGCUACACGCUGAAGAGCUGCGCCUCAGAGUUAGGCUUCCUGCUGUUUUCUCUCACCAUGGCCAUCAUCAUCUUCGCCACCGUCAUGUUCUACGCCGAGAAGGGCACCAAGGGCUCCACCUUCACCUCCAUCCCCGCCUCCUUCUGGUACACCAUCGUCACCAUGACCACGCUCGGGUACGGAGACAUGGUUCCUAACACCAUCGCCGGGAAGAUCUUCGGCUCCAUCUGCUCGCUCAGCGGCGUGCUGGUGAUCGCUCUGCCCGUCCCCGUCAUCGUGUCCAACUUCAGCCGGAUCUACCACCAGAACCAGAGGGCGGACAAGAUGAGGGCGCAGCAGAAAGUGCGUAUGGCUCGGAUCCGCAUGGCGAAGAGAGGAACAGCCAACGCCUUCCUCCAGUACAAAGAGGACCGAAACAUCGGGGACCCUGACGGCUGUGUGAAGAACAGAUCAGCGUUCGACCAACAACACAACCACCUGCUGCACUGUCUGGAGAAAACUACGAACCACGAGUUCACCAACGAGAUGAACUACAGCGAGCUGUGCAUGACGGAGUCGGUGGGCUUUAAGACGAGUCGCAGCACGUCCCUCUCCAGCCACCAGGGGGCGCAGAACAACUCGUCCGGCUGCUGCCCGCGCCGCGCCCGCCGCCGCGCCGCCAUGAGGCUCGCCAACUCCACCGUGUCCGUGAGCCGGGGCAGCGUGCAGGAGCUGGACACGCUGCACCUGAAGACCACCUGCAUACCCCCUCAGACCCGCUCCAGUCUGAACGCCCAGAUGUGCGACAUGAAGCUGAACUGCGGGGAUCCGGACUUCACGGCCGCCAUCAUCAGCAUCCCCACCCCCCCCGCCAACUCCCCCGACGAGAGCCUCCCCCCCUCGCCCGCCCCCAUGCUGGGCAUCCUUCGAAACACCCGGGCCACAGCCUACAUCCAGGACUCCGUCAAGAUCUCCUCCUUAUAACCUCCGACCUCCUUCCUCCUCCCUUAGUAACCCACUCUUCCCUACCUCCUAUUCCCUAAUAACCUCCAUCUGAACCCCUGAUCCUGAACGCAGGGCACUGAGGCGGAGAUUUUGGGGCGAAAUACAGAUACUUUGGGUUUUCUCUCACUUCCUUUUCCCUUUUUUUGUGGAUUAAUGGAGAGAAACUUGAGAAAAAGUGGUUGAAAAUACAGGAAUGACGCAAAACUGGAGCUAGGAAAUCAAGUUAAAGGAAUCUGUAAAACGACCAAUAAUGUUUUUUCUGGAUCCUUCCCUUAUGCAGUUUCCCCCGUCACGCACCCCCCCCCCCCUCCCCUGCACAGUGUGGACCCUUUUAAUCUCAUUGCCCAAAUCUCGCUGGGGUUCAAACGACGGAAAAGAUGCCAAGACUC